AUGGGCGACCGCCUCACGCCGGCUGGGAUGGGGAUGAGGCGCCUGCUCCUGCCGCUGCUGUGCCUGUCGCUCACGCCGCCGGGGCCUGGCGAUGGAGCCAUUGUCUUCUCUGUCCCUGAAGUGGUUACAUUAGAAAAUGGAAGUUCCACAAACAUCACUAUAUCUCUGAGGGCUCCAUUAAAUGAGACACUGUUAAUAACACUUAAUAUUACAUACUCAUCAAAACACAGAACCAUUAUUGAACUACCUAAUGAAAUAAAACUGCCUGCAGGUCUCACUGAGGUAGACUUUCAAGUAAAAGCAGAUGAUGUUGGACAAGUUACAGUGUAUCUUCAUACCAGUAAUUCCAACUUAACUGGACCUAGGAUUCAAUUUCAAGUGAUUCACAGCAUCAUAGUGAAAUAUGCAGAUGAGGUGAUCGGUUGGAUCUAUUUCCUUGCCUGGUCUAUCUCCUUCUAUCCUCAACUCUUUGAGAACUGGCGACGGAAAAGUGUUGUCGGAUUGAGCUUUGACUUUAUUGCAUUAAACCUUAUGGGCUUCAUAGCAUACAGCGUAUUUAAUGUAGGACUCUUCUGGAUUCCCUUAAUUAAGGAGGAAUUCUUACUCAGUUAUCCCAAUGGAGUGAACCCAGUGGCUAUCAACGAUGUGUUUUUCAGUCUCCACGCAGUAGUUCUAACUCUUCUCGUCAUAAUUCAGUGCUGCAUCUAUGAGAGAGCAGGUCAGAAAGUAUCCAAAGUUGUUGUUGGACUACUGGCACUCGCAUGGAUUUUUACAAUCACAACAUUGUUCCUUGCUGCAGCUGAGGAAAUGACGUGGCUACAAUUCUUAUUUUGCUUCUCUUACACUAAGUUAGCAGUCACACUGAUAAAAUAUUUUCCACAGGCCUACAUGAACUUCCGUCGGAAGAGCACAGAGGGAUGGAGCAUUGGAAACGUGUUACUAGACUUCACUGGUGGAAGCUUCAGCCUCCUGCAGAUGUUUCUGCAGUCAUACAACAACGACCAGUGGAAGCUAAUCUUUGGCGACCCAACCAAGUUUGGCCUGGGUGUCUUCUCCAUCAUCUUUGAUGUUGUUUUUCUGAUCCAACACUACUGCCUUUACAGAAGACGGGGGUAUGAGCCCUGUGAAUAACAUCUGCCAAAAUAAAAACUUUCUAGUGGACUGACCCCCCCAUCUUGGCUGGGAAUUUCAAGAUGUCUCUUAACCAGCUACCAGAAAUACCAAAUCUGAGCUCUGCUUACUUUGAUCCUUUCUGGUACAGUGUACAAGCUCUUGCCUCACCAAAUGCUGAUUGCCAAAUGCCUUAAAGGAUACCAAGCCACUAUCUUGUGGAUGGAAAAAAACUCUUAUACCUGUUGAAGCUGCAAAUCCAGCUUGGCUUGAGCUGCUGAAGCAAUAUGUAGCUCCUCUUCCAUUAGCAACAAGAAGGGGAAAGAUCAGACCUGUGGUUUUCUGAUUGUGCUUCACUUCCAAAGAGCCAGAUUUCUGGCUUCCAAAAAUCUGAGAGCGUGUUUAAGUAACAACUUAAAAUGUUAACGUAGCAACAAAGAAAGCAGCUCCACAGACCUCGCUGCUGCUGCCUCCUCACAGACCAAGUCACAGUGUCCCCCUGGGUGGUAACGGCAAUAAUGGCACAUGAAAGGGAUACUGCAAGAAAAGAAAAAAACUAAAAAUAUUGAUGUUAGAGUCUGAACUCCAAGAAAGGAAGAUUCCUGAGAAGAAACAGCAGUGGUGUUGCUUUUGCACCAGAAGUUCUUUCAAAGGUGUUAAAACAGUGCUCAGAUAAACAUAUCCGAGCA
Messenger RNA from Nothoprocta perdicaria, 1799 nucleotides. It is a transcript of the gene CTNS, whose product is annotated as cystinosin, lysosomal cystine transporter. Bases 1 to 1131 code for a protein of 376 amino acids. Gene Ontology annotation, biological process: L-cystine transport. Gene Ontology annotation, molecular function: L-cystine transmembrane transporter activity. The record is from RefSeq and is a predicted model, not a curated record. The transcript is spliced from 11 exons. Lineage: Eukaryota; Metazoa; Chordata; Aves; Tinamiformes; Tinamidae. Gene Ontology annotation, cellular component: lysosomal membrane.